ACGAUUGUGUCAGACUUUAACUUGAGGUUCCUCCUCCCAAGAGUAGUCAUACCCUCCUUUAUGCUCUUUUCCAGAGCCGUUCGUACGGAUGUGGCGCAUUCUGUGCGUUCCACUUGGAAUCUUGGGGUCGACCUUUAUCCAACUAUUAUUUGUCCUUCUUGUCAGCGCAUCUGUCCUCGAAAAGGUACAAUGCACCCGGGCCUCGCAACCAGUCUGUCGUCGUUGUCAACAUGUUUCUCACAGACGGGUUCUGACGGAUGGAAACUUUGCAAAGUCAGCCCACCCUGGAUCUGAAAUUCCAGGUCGGUCCCGGUAGUUGUCUAGCAUCAUGUCGUUCGUACCUUUCAUUACCCUUUCUCUUCCUUAGAUAGACGUGUGCAUCCAUCUAAACCUUUUGACAUUUGAAUACGCUGACUCGACGU
Guyanagaster necrorhizus is the source of this 422-nucleotide messenger RNA. RefSeq lists its product as uncharacterized. NCBI's taxonomy places the organism in Eukaryota, Fungi, Basidiomycota, Agaricomycetes, Agaricales, Physalacriaceae. The coding region runs from base 89 to 316 and encodes 75 amino acids. The record is from RefSeq and is a predicted model, not a curated record. The transcript has a single exon.